Boleophthalmus pectinirostris (great blue-spotted mudskipper) is the source of this 1668-nucleotide messenger RNA. RefSeq names its product brain-specific serine protease 4-like. Lineage: Eukaryota; Metazoa; Chordata; Actinopteri; Gobiiformes; Gobiidae. Gene Ontology annotation, molecular function: serine-type endopeptidase activity. The transcript is spliced from 14 exons. Gene Ontology annotation, biological process: proteolysis. The record is from RefSeq and is a predicted model, not a curated record. The coding region runs from base 1 to 1668 and encodes 555 amino acids.
AUGGCCUUCCUGUGGAUCGUCUCCUGCCUCGCCUUCGUCAGCGCCGCCUACGGCUGCGGUGUCCCCGAAAUCCCCCCCGAGGUGACCGGCUACGCCCGCAUCGUCAACGGAGAGGAGGCCGUGCCCCACUCCUGGCCCUGGCAGGUGUCUCUCCAGCAAUCCAACGGCUUCCACUUCUGCGGAGGUUCCCUCAUCAACGAGAACUGGGUCCUGACCGCCGCCCACUGCAACGUCAGAACUUACCACUACGUGAUUCUUGGAGAGCACGAUAAGGGCUACGGCUCCAACGAGGUCGUGCAGAAGAUCAAGCCCGCCAGAGUGUUCACUCACCCCAACUGGAACCCCCGCACCAUCAACAAUGACAUCACCCUGAUCAAGCUGUCCACCCCCGCGCGCAUGGGCAAGGCCGUGUCCCCCGUGUGCGUCGCUGAGUCCAGUGACGUCUACAACGCCGGCACGACCUGUGUGACCUCCGGAUGGGGCCUGACCCGCUACAACGCUCCCAGCACCCCCAACAAGCUGCAGCAGGCCGCUCUGCCUCUUCUGUCCAACGAUCAGUGCAAGAGACACUGGGGCAACCAAAUCAGCGACGUGAUGAUCUGCGCUGGAGGAGCUGGAGCCACCUCCUGCAUGGGUGACUCUGGUGGCCCUCUGGUCUGUGAGAAGGACAACGCCUGGACCCUGGUGGGUAUCGUGUCCUGGGGCAGCAGCAGAUGCUCCACCUCCACCCCCGCCGUCUACGCCCGCGUCACCAAGUUCAGUACCUGGGUGGACCAGACUAUGGGGGACGUAUGGCGGAGCGCUCCGAUUGGCCGAGAGCCGGGGGUCCCGGGUUUAAAAGGGGGUCCGGUCCGACAGCCGAGCAUCGUCACAAUGGCCUUCCUGUGGAUCGUCUCCUGCCUCGCCUUCGUCAGCGCCGCCUACGGCUGCGGUGUCCCCGAAAUCCCCCCCGAGGUGACCGGCUACGCCCGCAUCGUCAACGGAGAGGAGGCCGUGCCCCACUCCUGGCCCUGGCAGGUGUCUCUCCAGCAAUCCAACGGCUUCCACUUCUGCGGAGGUUCCCUCAUCAACGAGAACUGGGUCCUGACCGCCGCCCACUGCAACGUCAGAACUUACCACUACGUGAUUCUUGGAGAGCACGAUAAGGGCUACGGCUCCAACGAGGUCGUGCAGAAGAUCAAGCCCGCCAGAGUGUUCACUCACCCCAACUGGAACCCCCGCACCAUCAACAACGACAUCACCCUGAUCAAGCUGUCCACCCCCGCGCGCAUGGGCAAGACCGUGUCCCCCGUGUGUGUGGCCGAGUCCAGCGACGUCUACAACCCCGGCAUGACCUGCGUGACCUCCGGAUGGGGCCUGACCCGCUACAACGCUCCCAGCACCCCCAACAAGCUGCAGCAGGCCUCUCUGCCUCUUCUGUCCAACGAUCAGUGCAAGAGACACUGGGGCAACCAAAUCAGCGACGUGAUGAUCUGCGCUGGAGCCGCUGGAGCCUCCUCCUGCAUGGGUGACUCUGGUGGCCCUCUGGUCUGUGAGAAGGACAACGCCUGGACCCUGGUGGGUAUCGUGUCCUGGGGCAGCAGCAGAUGCUCCACCUCCACCCCCGGAGUUUACGCCCGCGUCACCAAGCUCAGGUCCUGGGUGGACCAGACUCUGGCCUCCAACUAA